AUGCGGAGGUGCUUCCACUGCGAAUUGAUGUUAGCGCUACAGCAAUUGCCAAAUGAAGAGCCGACGCAGGUGAAGCCAAAACUUCCGCCGCAAGUUCCAUCAGUGGAGAUCUUUCUACCCGUAACCGGGGCCGCUGAUACUGCGGGUGCUGCCGACGAUAGUACGGGUGCUGCUGAUGAGACUGCGGGUACUGCCGAUGACACUACGAGUAUCGUCGAGGAUACUGCAAGUGUUUUCGAUGACGCCGCAGGUGCUGAGGAAACAAUAACCGCGGGCACUGAAGGUACUGGCGGCUUGCAGUCUCCAAAUUUAGCCUGGCAUCCAGUUCCGCAGUGUUGUGGCGUGGAACCACAACGUCCAUUCUUAGAGCAACAGUUUCCCCAAGACGAAUUCUUGCAAGUAAGCGUGUUCCAGGACUGUUUACCGCAAACACUCGAGGUGCUGACGCGCAACGCAUUGACAUUAAGGAAUAGAAGGGCCGGAACGGCUAAUGAUAUCGAAGAACGCAUCGUGUAA
This is a messenger RNA of Alternaria rosae, 516 nucleotides long. RefSeq lists its product as uncharacterized. Lineage: Eukaryota; Fungi; Ascomycota; Dothideomycetes; Pleosporales; Pleosporaceae. The record is from RefSeq and is a predicted model, not a curated record. Bases 1 to 516 code for a protein of 171 amino acids. The transcript is spliced from 2 exons.